Messenger RNA from Prorocentrum cordatum, 945 nucleotides. The record is from the annotation of a GenBank genome assembly. NCBI's taxonomy places the organism in Eukaryota, Dinophyceae, Prorocentrales, Prorocentraceae.
GUUCUUGCAGUGGGGGUAUCACGGUAUCGCGUCAGCCUGUCCGCGGCGCGCGACUCUGGCAAGAAGUGGCCCGAGCUUGCCGUCGAUUCCGUCAUCGCCGAGCUUGAGGGACCGUUGGCGAGCGUCGUCCACGCCGGGCAGUCCAAGGCGCUGACGACUAAGAUUGACACCAACUUGCGCGCUUUCUGGGCCGCCAUCGACGCGGCUCGCGGGCAGAUGGCUGGUCUUCUGCAGCGCGCGCCCGCUGCGCUGCAGCUGGUGGCCUCGCUCGAGAAGGAUCCGAAGUAUGUCUCCAGGGAGAGCGCCUCGCUGCUCCCCCAGCUCUUUUACAACUUCGAGAUGAAAUUCGGUUGGGCGCGGAUUGUUUCGCCCGUCGGGGCCAGCGCGGUGCUCGCGGAUUGGUCGGGCGCUUUCGGCAAGGCUCUGCAGAGAGCUUGCUACCCCAGGCAAAUCGCCGACGCCGUCGCUGGGUGCGUCGCCUGCGACCUGAUCGUCAAGGCGACCUUGGACGAGAUCUGGAGUGGCAUCCCGGCGGAGUUCAUGAGCGACGCCGUGCCUGCCGAGGUGGUUCCUCUCUGCCUGGGCGCGGAGGUUGCGGCGAACCUCACCCAGGGCGGCGGGGGCGCGAAGCUCUCGCAGCAGUUCCGGGUCUUGCAGGAUGGCCACGCUUGCGCGGGCACCAGGGCGAGCUUGAAGAAGAGACGCGGGGCCGAUGGGCCGAUGUUCGCGAGCGAGGGCUCGGAGGCGUGCGUUGCUGCCCGCUCCACGCUCGCCGUGGCGCGCGCCAGCUUGGCGAGGCCCUCCUCGGCCGAGUGCUUCGACGCCAAUCGGGGCGCCACUGGCGCAGACAUCGCCCCCAUUUCAGUCGCUAAGUUCGACGGCUGUUUGGGCGCGGCCGACCUCUCCAGCGCCUGCGCGCCUGCGUCAGCGGUGGAGAAGUGGGCG